This is a messenger RNA of Cimex lectularius (bed bug), 967 nucleotides long. RefSeq names its product growth arrest and DNA damage-inducible proteins-interacting protein 1 (gene CRIF). NCBI's taxonomy places the organism in Eukaryota, Metazoa, Arthropoda, Insecta, Hemiptera, Cimicidae. The record is from RefSeq and is a predicted model, not a curated record. The coding region runs from base 134 to 898 and encodes 254 amino acids. The transcript has 2 exons. Gene Ontology annotation, cellular component: nucleus.
GUAUUUAAACCAAAAAAUGAGAAGGUUCAGUUGUACGUUUUAUCUGCCUUCCGGUAUGUUGUGAUUGUGACUUUACAGAGGGUAGGCUCAGCUUUAAGCAACUUAAUAGGUAUUUUAAAACUCCCAAGGGAAAAUGAUGCCGUUGGAAAGGUUGGUGAAUCUGACGGUUGCUAGGAAAGGCAUGAUAUGCCUUCCAUCGCGACACGUAAGCUUUUUUUCUCGGGGCAAGAAAAAGGAGGAAAAUAAAAACGAGGAGACGUUCAGCAUCGACGGUGACCAGAUUGACAGAGAACUGAUGAUAAGGGAGAAGAAUGAAGAAUUGGAACUGAAAAGAAACAAGUCAAACCUUAAUCCUCACCAUAGAAAUAUGAUCUUAGGCCUACCUCCUAAUAAUAUGGAAUUAAUCGACUGUCAUAAGACGAUGAGGUACAAAAGAAAAAUGUUUGGAAUGUACGGAAAUAAGAGCGGAGUAGACCCAGGGGCGCUGUGGUAUUUAAAAAGCGACUUGGCUGAAUCGGAUGAAUUUGAAAAAAUCGCGUUCCCUUAUAGCGUCCAAGAGUCGAUAGAAAGGGCACUCGAGGUAAAAAGAAAAGAAGAGGAAAGGAUUUGGGAGAGGGAAAAAAAGAUAAUCGAAAACCUGAACAAGCUUGAGGAUUGGAAAAGGCAAGUGCAGGAAAGGGCGGCCAAAAAAUUGGCCGAUAUGGAAGCAGCCAAAGCCAAGAAAGACGCUCUAAUAGAAGAGGUCCGUCGUCACUUCGGCUACAAGAUAGACCCAAGGGAUGAGAAAUUUAAAGAAUUACUCCUCCAAAAGGAGAAAGACUAUAAGAAAAAGCUCAAAGAACAGAAAGCAAAGGCAAAACAAGAGAGACUCUUAGAAAAAUUGGGCAAAGAAGCUUAAGAGUGAGUUUAUUUCUGUAAAUACAGUGUAACAUUUUUUUAAGAUUAUUAAAUAGUAUUUCAUCAAUUC